AACAGCGUCUGGGCUUCUUGUCUGCUGAAGCUGCUAAGUUCAGUGCUUGGUUUAGCUGCCAGAUGGACAAGUGAAAAGUAACCCACUCUCGUAGAAACUGGUCGAAUCUUUCUGUGUCUUCCCGAGCUGAAACUCUUUGCGAGAGGAUUCCAACCAUGCUCGAUUGGGUCCCAGCACCAAGGCUGCUGCUGAUUCUCUUCUUAACUCAAAGCGUUGGAGAGGCUCAAAGGAUAACUCAAGAUGCCUUACUUAUGCAGUAUAUUGAGCGACGCAUCAAUAUAUUGGAGGACCGACUGGCAAAGUGUAACCAAGACAUGGUGAAGUACGUGAGAGAAUUCAGGGAUUUCAAGAAAGAAAUCACAGUUCGGGUGGAUAACAUGAACAAUUACAAAACUGAGUUUAAGAACGAUGUGGAGAAUCUGGGAUCCAGAAUCGAGCGGGUGGAGAGAGACAUCGAUUACCUAGAGACACAGCAGCCCUCCCAGCCGUGCGUAGAGAUGGACGAGAAGCUGGUGGAGGAGCAGUUCAAACAAGCCGAAGAGAAGAAGAAAGCAAAGCUCAAGAUGAUUUCAGAUUGUGAUAUCAUGCUGACCGGCAUCAAGUCGCUGAAAAUCGUCAAGAAAGCUGGCGACGAUCAAGGCUCUUGGAUCAAGGACCCGGUGAAAGACUCCCAGAGGAUUUACUUCUUGAGCGGAACAGACAACAACGUUCUUUCCGAGUUCGCCAACAUCAGGGCGUUUACAGACAGCGCUUACUUGCGGUCGGCACAGAACACGGUGUUGCCUUACGGCUGGCGGGGAACAGGACACACCGUGUACAACGGCUUCCUGUACUUCCACAAGAACGACACCGGGAACGAGAUCAUCAAGUACAACCUCCGCAACAAGACAGUCAGUGACCGCAUGCUCCUGCAGGGGGCCGGGCGGGUUCCGGCUUACCAGCUCUCGCCCUACACCCUGAUAGACCUGGCCGCCGACGAGCAGGGUCUGUGGGCCAUCCACGGCGACGAGGACAACGGUGGCAUCAUCGUGGUGACCAAGAUCGACCACAGCAGCCUGGCGGUGGAGCACUCCUGGGACACCGCAUGCAGUAACCAAGGAGCGGAGGCCGCCUUCAUGAUCUGCGGGACCCUGUACGUGGUCUACAACCACGAGCACGGCGGCCGGUCGCGCAUCCAGUGUAUCUACGACGUCACUGACGUGGUCACCACCGACGACCUGCCCGUCCUCUACUUUCCCAAGCGCUACGGCAAACACUCCAUGAUCCACUACAACCACCGGGAACACCAGCUCUACUCCUGGGACGACGGUUACCAGACAAUAUACAAACUCAUCACCAAAAAGAAGCUUGAGCAUUAAACGUCUCCCCUUCCUCUCCCCCCUCUUC
Callorhinchus milii (elephant shark) is the source of this 1386-nucleotide messenger RNA. It is a transcript of the gene olfml1, whose product is annotated as olfactomedin-like 1. Gene Ontology annotation, biological process: signal transduction. The transcript is spliced from 4 exons. The record is from RefSeq and is a predicted model, not a curated record. The coding region runs from base 156 to 1358 and encodes 400 amino acids. Lineage: Eukaryota; Metazoa; Chordata; Chondrichthyes; Chimaeriformes; Callorhinchidae.